AUGAGCUUGGAUCGCCAAAAUGACGCCCAGAAACAUGAGCUGGAAAGCGCUGCAAAGCCUGCCUUGCAAAACUUGUCUCAAUUUCCCACUUCGAAUUCUGUCAAGGAGACUGUCGCAAAGCAAGCUCCGUCGCUAUUGGAUCGGACUCGAAACAACCUCGCGGAGCCAGUGGUGGCUGCUUUCAUGGCCGGUGGAGUCGCCGGUGCAGUUUCCAGGACGAUAGUUUCACCACUGGAACGGUUGAAAAUUCUCCUUCAAAUUCAAAGCGUUGGUCGAACGGAGUACAGGUUGUCAAUUUGGAAGGCCCUCGUGAAGAUGGGCCGUGAAGAAGGUUGGCGGGGCUUCAUGCGAGGGAAUGGAACCAACUGCAUUCGCAUCAUCCCCUAUUCAGCGGUGCAGUUUGGAAGCUAUAACUUUUACAAGAAAUUUGCCGAAUCUCCCGAUGGCGAGAUGACACCCAUGCGUCGGCUUAUUUGUGGAGGUGCUGCAGGGAUCACCUCGGUCACCUUCACCUAUCCUUUGGACAUUGUUCGAACUCGGUUAUCUAUUCAGUCCGCUUCAUUUGCCGACCUUGGAUCACGAGACCCUGGCCAAAAAUUACCUGGCAUGUUCACCACAAUGGUGAUGAUAUAUAAAAACGAGGGUGGGACCAAGGCUUUGUAUCGUGGAAUUGCCCCCACUGUCGCCGGAGUGGCCCCCUACGUGGGGCUCAAUUUCAUGACCUACGAAUCAGUGCGCAAAUAUCUGACACCGGAUGGGGAUAAGAACCCCAGCCCCUAUCGAAAAUUACUAGCUGGCGCGAUCUCUGGAGCAGUCGCUCAGACAUGCACCUAUCCUUUUGACGUGCUCCGCCGACGGUUCCAAAUUAACACAAUGUCGGGAAUGGGGUACCAGUACACCUCCAUUUGGGAUGCUGUCAGGGUGAUUGUUGCCGAGGAAGGGCUACGUGGGUUGUUCAAGGGAAUAGGGCCGAACCUUCUCAAAGUUGCUCCCAGUAUCGACCUGGACCGCCACCAUGUGCGGAGCAGCCACCGCAAGGCUCCCAAGAGCGACAAUGUCUAUUUGCAGGUGUUGGUGAAGCUUUACCGCUUCCUUGCUCGCCGUACCGAGUCCAACUUCAACAAGGCUGUUCUCCGUCGUCUCUUUAUGUCGAGAAUUAACCGCCCCCCUGUUUCGCUCUCGCGUGCCGUCGCGAACAUCAGCGAGGCCCAGAAGGGCAAGACCGUCGUCGUCAUCGGCACCGUUACCGAUGACAACCGCCUCCUGAACGUUCCCAAGCUCUCGAUCGCUGCUCUCCGCUUCACCGCCACCGCUCGCGCUCGCAUUGAGAAGGCUGGUGGUGAGACUUUGACCCUGGACCAGCUUGCUCUCCGCGCUCCCACCGGUGCCAACACCCUCCUCCUCCGUGGACCCAAGAACUCCCGUGAGGCCGUGAAGCACUUCGGCUUCGGUCCCCACACUGACAAGAAGCCCUACGUUGGCAGCAAGGGCCGCAAGUUCGAGCGUGCCCGUGGUCGCAGAAGGUCUAAGGGUUUCAAGGUCUAA
Molecule: messenger RNA, 1545 nt
Organism: Penicillium arizonense
Lineage: Eukaryota; Fungi; Ascomycota; Eurotiomycetes; Eurotiales; Aspergillaceae
Exons: 8
Coding region: 1-1545 (514 amino acids)
Biological process (GO): transmembrane transport
Source: RefSeq, a predicted model, not a curated record